This is a messenger RNA of Cyclocybe aegerita, 903 nucleotides long. The record is from the annotation of a GenBank genome assembly. Lineage: Eukaryota; Fungi; Basidiomycota; Agaricomycetes; Agaricales; Hemipholiotaceae.
AUGUCUGCCGAAUGCAAAUGGCUCAAUCACCUCUGUCGCACGCUUACCCCCAACACGUUUUCUCAAUUGACAUCCCUCGACCUCUACAUUUCUAGAAAGGUGACGAACUGCAUUCUCUCGUCAACCAACAUCUUCGCACUCUCCCCACUCCGGUUCUACCACUUCAAAUCUGAUUGGUUGGUGGACCUGAAACAGUCAUUGCAUUUGGACGACACCAACCACGAUCGCAUGGCAAGGGUUCAAAUUUGGCAUAAUUUCCUCACGCGGUGCACCAAUCUUCGAGUUGCCCUUAUUAGUUACAACGUCUAUAGGGAUCAACCCCUCCCCGACGAUACAGUCUGGAUGCCUCCCAGUCAAGACGGGUUUCGCCCGUUGAUCCACCUGACCAAGCUUGCUAUACGCACCAAUCUUCACGGCAGCGCAUCUACGCUGCUUCGUGACCUCAACCUGCCAGCACUCAAAAUGCUUAUGCUAGACGCCGAUGGUCUCUCUCGAUUUUCGCUCCUCCCGGCAGGCGUGGCAUUCGUGCCUACCAUUAUACGCGACAUGGCAUAUUUCCCCCAAUUGACCGCCCUUUGUCUAGCUCGUGUGGCCAUUAACGACGAAGAUCUCUUCUCUCCCCUUUGCCUCACAACUGAACUGCGGACACUCAGCAUCCUCAAGACUGCUGUGCGCUUAAUUCCCGGUAUGAAUCCAGCAAGUUACAAAUCACAAGUAUUGUCGGAGGAUUCCUCUGGACUCAUUUCGUUCCUCACGAUCAAUGAAAGAACGUUCAAUAACGAGGGCCAUCUACCCCCUCUUCCUCAUCUACGGUCUAUUGUGCUAUUUUACGCUAUUGAAACAUUCGGUGACCACGUACCAUACAUCGCAUAUGCCCGCCUUGCACACUCCCGCUAUCGAUAG